AUGGAUUUAUGUAUUCCCUUUCGAGUGAAAGUUCUAAUUGUAGAUACGGAUCUGACUGCCUUGAAUGCUCUGUCAAAUUAUCUUCUCAAAUACGACUAUUCAGUGAACAUGUGUAGUUCAAUGGAAGGGAUGUUGAAUUGGCUGGAGAAAGAAAAAGAUUUCGACUUGAUAAUAUGCGACGCCGACCUUCCUGGCCUCAAUGUUAGCAAUUUUCUCGCAUACGCCGCAACUGUGAUGAAUCUUAGAGUAAUAAUGAUGUCCGUCAAUGGGUCAGAAAGCAAGGUGAUCCAAAUGGUGGAUGGUAUUUGUUCAUUUUACUACCCGAAGCCAAUCGAGGAGAAUCAAGCGAGAUACUUGUGGCAAUAUGCGAUCGGGAAACAAAAUCAAAAUCAGCAGCAGCAACAGCCCAAAUUGGUGACUGAAGAGCAGCAUGGACAUGAAUUCGUCCAUGCAGGUCCCUCGCCGCCGUCGUCGUCCAAGAGAAAAAGAAAUGACAUAGAAUUAAGUAGUAAUGAAGAAAUACCGUACGCAGAGUCUUCGUCCAAGAGGGAGAAACGGUUAUGGAAUGACGAGCUCCACAGCAAGUUCUGUGAAGCAAUACAACAGCUGGGAGGAAUCGACGAAGCUACGCCAAAGUUAAUAGAGAAGGCCAUGAAUAUACCAGGGUUGACAAGGCAACAUAUCUCGAGCCAUUUGCAGAAAUACCGCCUCAAAUUAAAGGCCGGAAAAGAAGCUAUUAAAAAGAAGCACAAUCACUUUGAGAGGGUACUGUCUUCUGAGAUGCUUCAGAUUCAGCCUCAGCCUCAGCGUGCGUUCCAACAAGAAGAAAAUAGGAAUGCCUAUUCAAUUUCUUCGAUUGCCGAGCAAACUCUUUCGGUAAUGAAAAUCGGUGUAAAUGGAGGACCUUGCAGUACUAUUACUAGUACGAUGCCCCUGCAGCAGAAUUCAAUGAAUCAAAGCAUAUUGCAUCCUUACAGUAGUUGUCAGAUGGCACCGUGUCAUUUUUGGUCGGAUGCUUCUCCCUCCUACACCAAAGACGACUGCACCCAACUCCAAGUCCAACUCCCGACUGCUGAUUCUUCUAAUGUGCAGAAGAAUAUUAAUUAUGCAUCGUUGGAUCAGCCAUCCUGUCCGAUGCAGUUGCCACUAGCUGCUUACCAAGGAGAGGCCGUUACUUUGGAUGAUUUUUUGGAUGAUGAUUCACCGAUAAUUGAUUCUGAAGUUUUCGAGAAGCUAUUAAAUGAUCUUUGGGGUGAUCAGAAUGCUGUUGCGGCUGCUGCCAAUAGCCAUCAGUGCCCUCAAUCAGUCCAACUACCGACGAUGACGACGACAGUGGCUGAUCCUAACAUGCAAAAUUCAAAUAUUGUAAAUACUGAUGAUGAUGAUGAUGAGGUGCAACCCCAGCCCUAA
Molecule: messenger RNA, 1410 nt
Organism: Andrographis paniculata
Lineage: Eukaryota; Viridiplantae; Streptophyta; Magnoliopsida; Lamiales; Acanthaceae
Product: two-component response regulator ARR14-like
Exons: 4
Coding region: 1-1410 (469 amino acids)
Biological process (GO): phosphorelay signal transduction system; positive regulation of DNA-templated transcription
Cellular component (GO): nucleus
Molecular function (GO): transcription cis-regulatory region binding; DNA-binding transcription factor activity
Source: RefSeq, a predicted model, not a curated record